UCCAUUAUCAAGCAAAAGGUGAGCAGGGGUGGAGGAGAAACAAUAGCUUCAGACUUGGAGUCUAUUGGAAAAGAGAUUGCAAAGAAAUGUGGAGGGAUUCCAUUGCUUGCUAAAGUUUUGGGAGGAACUCUUCACGGAAAGCAGGCACAGGAGUGGCAGUCAAUUCUAAAGAGUAGAAUUUGGGAUUCUCGGGAUGGAGAUAAAGCUUUGCGCAUAUUGAGACUCAGUUUUGAUCACCUGUCAUCGCCAUCACUGAAAAAAUGUUUUGCAUACUGUUCUAUUUUUCCUAAAGAUUUUAAAAUUGAAAGGGAAGAGCUAAUUCAACUUUGGAUGGCUGAAGGUUUUCUCAGGCCAUCAAAUGGGAGGAUGGAAGACGAAGGCAACAAGUGUUUCAAUGACUUGCUUGCAAAUUCCUUUUUCCAAGAUGUUGAAAGGAAUGAGUGUGAGAUCGUAACAAGCUGCAAGAUGCAUGAUCUUGUGCAUGAUCUUGCAUUGCAGGUCUCAAAAUCAGAAGUGUUAAAUCUGGAGGAGGAUUCGGCUGUUGAUGGUGCAUCUCAUAUUCGUCAUCUAAAUCGCAUGUCUCGUGGGGAUGAUGAGGCAGCAUUAACAGCGGUUGAUGCUAGAAAAUUGCGAACUGUUUUCUCAAUGGUUGAUGUAUUGAAUGGAUCUUGGAAAUUCAAAAGCUUGAGAACUCUCAAAUUGCGAGGGUCUGGUAUCACAGAGUUACCAGAUUCGAUUUGCAAGCUGAGACAUUUGAGAUAUCUUGAUGUCUCGGAUACUGCUAUCAGAGCAUUGCCGGAAUCCAUCACCAAGCUGUACCAUUUGGAAACAUUAAGAUUCACUGAUUGCAAGUCACUAGAAAAGCUUCCCAAGAAGAUGAGGAAUUUAGUGAGCUUGAGACAUCUUCAUUUUGAUGAUCUAAAGCUAGUGCCAGAUGAGGUGAGACUCUUAACACGCCUUCAAACUCUGCCUUUAUUUGCUGUGGGUCCAGAUCAUAUGGUUGAAGAGCUGGGAUGUUUGAAUGAACUAAGAGGAGAAUUGCAGAUAAGCAAGCUUGAGCAAGUGAGAGACAAGGAAGAAGCUGAGAAGGCAAAACUGCGUGAAAAAAGAAUGCACAAAUUGGUGUUUGAAUGGAGUGAUGAUGAAGGUAACAGCAGUGUCAAUAGCGAGGAUGUGCUGGAAGGCCUGCAGCCUCACCCAGACAUAAGAAGCUUGACAAUUGAGGGUUAUGGAGGUGAAAAUUUCUCAUCAUGGAUAUUGCAACUCAAUAAUCUGAUGGUGCUGAGAUUGAAUGGCUGCAGCAAGUUGAGGCAACUCCCAACACUUGGAUGUCUUCCUCGCCUUAAGAUUCUAUAUAUGAAUGGAAUGCCUAAUGUGAAAUGUAUAGGCAAUGAGUUCUACAGCAGCGGUGACAGAGCAGCAGUACUGUUUCCAGCACUGAAAAAACUCACUCUAUCCAGGAUGGAUGGUCUUGAAGAAUGGAUGGUACCAGGUGGAGAAGUUGUUGCAGUAUUUCCUUGUCUUGAAAAGUUGAGCAUUAAGGGGUGUAGACAGUUGAAAAGCAUUUCGAUAUGUGGUCUUUCAUCUCUCGUAGAAUUUAAAAUUGACGGAUGUGAUGAACUGAGAUAUUUGCCUGGUGAGUUUCAUGGCUUCACGUCUCUUCGAGUUUUAAGUAUACAGAGAUGUCCAAAGCUGGCAUCCAUUCCAAGCGUACAACACUGCACAGCUCUGGUGGAAUUUGAUAUAUGGAGCUGCGGUGAGUUGAUCUCAAUUCCUGGUGAUUUCCGAGAAUUGAAAUAUUCUUUGAAGAGAUUGAUUGUUGAUGGGUGUAAAUUGGGAGCUCUUCCAAGCGGACUGCAAUGGUGCGCAUCUCUAGAGAAAUUAUCAAUAGUUCGUUGGAGUGAGCUUAACCAUAUCAGUGAUUUGCAAGAAUUGUCUUCGCUUCAAGGAUUAGAGAUUAUACGUUGUGAUAAGCUCAUCAGUAUUGAUUGGCAUGGUUUACGACAAUUGCCUUCUCUUGUUCAAUUAGAAAUCACCACGUGUCCCAGUUUGAGUGAUUUCCCAGAGGAUGAUUGCUUAGGCGGCCUCACCCAACUGGAGAGACUGGGCAUCGGUGGUUUCUCAGAGGAGAUGGAGGCUUUUCCUGCAGGAGUUUUAAACUCAAUCCACCAUCUCAAUUUGAGUGGGUCCCUCAAACACCUAACGAUAGAUGGAUGGGAUAAACUGAAGACUGUACCCCAUCAACUUCAACACCUCACUGCCCUCGAGACAUUGGAAAUAGCUGAUUUCAACAGUGAGGAGUUUGAGGAAGCAUUGCCAGAAUGGAUGGCCAACCUUUCUUCUCUUCAAUCUCUUUGGAUUAUGGAUUGCAAGAAUCUCAAGUAUAUGCCAAGUUCAACAGCCAUUCAACGCCUCUCCAAAUUAAAGCGAUUGCAUAUCGGGUGGGGAUGUCCGCAUCUAUCACAAAAUUGCAGAAAGGAGUAUGGCUCUGAGUGGCCCAAGAUUUCUCAUAUCCCAUCAAUCAUAAUAGAUUAA
Messenger RNA from Populus euphratica (Euphrates poplar), 2535 nucleotides. RefSeq names its product putative disease resistance protein RGA4. The transcript has a single exon. The annotation marks the transcript as partial. Gene Ontology annotation, molecular function: ADP binding. The record is from RefSeq and is a predicted model, not a curated record. Lineage: Eukaryota; Viridiplantae; Streptophyta; Magnoliopsida; Malpighiales; Salicaceae.